This is a messenger RNA of Cinara cedri, 24826 nucleotides long. Lineage: Eukaryota; Metazoa; Arthropoda; Insecta; Hemiptera; Aphididae. The record is from the annotation of a GenBank genome assembly.
AUGUCGGUGUCACACACCGAGUGUACACAUUUCGUGUGCGCCACGCACUUUGCGGAAUACAAAACAGAAAAAAAAAAAAACAACCGUUUAACGGACGCCUCGUGUUGAUCAAACGCCGCGGUUUUUGGGUUACACGCGACGAAAGACUGUCUUCAUUUCAAUACUUUCCGCAGCGUUUUAGAUUCUGAACGUAUAGCGAGGUGUCCAUAUUGGUUUUACUGUACGGUGGAGUUUUAUUUUUCAUUAUUGUUCUCCCUGCUAACGAUCCCUGCAAUCGUUUUUUUUUUUUUUUUUUUUUGACUCGGUUAAAAAUAAUCGUGGAAACAUGACGUUUUCACGGAAUGACAACUACCUAUAAUUAGCCUUUUCUGGACGUGGUAAACGUUCAAAACAUUUCGAUGAUUGUUGAGCUAUUUCGAAAGGUAUUUGAAAUUUCGAUAGUAAAAAUCACUUUUUAAUGAAUUUGUUUCCGAAAAAAAACCGCCGACGAAAUGUAUACCUAUUACAGUCGUCAUCUAAUCUGUAUCUCCUAAAUCGAUUUAAAAAGUAUUUCUGUCUGUUCAGCAUAUUUAUUUAUUUUUUUUGCCUAGUAUCCGUUGUAACAAAAGACAGCAGAGACGGCACACGCGCUGCUAUCGCGGCGACGGCCUUCACACGACAGUUUUUAAGUGGCGGCAAUUCGACGAGUUCACGGGUGACCAAAACCGCCGACCCGCGAUUGAAACGUAUAUCGUUUGAGGUAUUAUUUUUCGACUCGGAAUCGCCAUCGACACCGAAACCGUCUUCGUCUAAAUCGAUUGUACACUGUCGCGUUGCGCACACUAAUUAACGAACCGAAAACGACUUAUGAGUUAUGACGUUAUGAGGAACCUAUACCCGCGUGUGGUGUCUCUGUCAAACUUACGGGCGAUAUGGCAAAAUCCACCUUACUGCGUAAUAGAACUCGCUUAAUUUUGAUUUCGGAGUAAAAUCACAAAUUACGAAAUUAAAAAACGACGAUAUACCGCAGGGCGAGACCAUGCGUUUUCCCUAUUAUUCGAAUUGUUCGAAUUGUUCGAAUCACCAACCACUAUAUCGUUGUACAACGUUCAGUGCAUGAAAACGAAUUCAUCGAUUUCUAACGACUGUACUAUUUCGAAAAAGUUACUGCCCUCCGGUAUAUUGUCUUCUAUUAAUUCUAUAUAAUGGGUGUUUUUACUCUGAAACCAAAAUCAAGCGAGUUCCACGCAGUCUGCGUAAGGUCGAUUUCGUUAUAUUCCCGUUGGAUGUACCGAAACAAUCAAAUAGCGUCCUUCUAAAAUAUUUUAUUAAAGUAUUUGCUCCGAGUCUGUGGCUAAAUCUGCACGUACACCAACGAUGAUUGCGGAUGUCUAAUCGGUAAUAUUGUUGUCAAUGUUAUUUGAUGUUUUCAACACCCGAACCGGAUAGCCCGACUAUAAUUAUUAUACAGGGGUGAACAAUUCUCGAUAACACUCUCAUCACCCGGGAAAGUAUAAAUUGUUGUUGGGUCUUUUUUUUUUUUUUGACAAUUUAUGAUACAAACAGCUCUAAAAUGUCACAUUACUGUUAUUUUUUGUCACUCUAAUUUUCGGCGGCGAAAUCACCGCCCAAUUUUGUUUUUCAAAUAGCACGCUAUUUUACAAAUCGCAUAAAUAAACGAAUUUAAAUUUAUUUUGGUGUUGACAUUUUUUCAUUUCCGUUAACCCGUUGACGAGACGUUCUACGAUUCACGAUUAUCGUUUUAUGAGUAGGGGAGAGUAACGGUACACCAUUCAAAAGCCAUUUAAAUGUUAAUGAUCCAAUAUUAUAAUAGGUACCCGUCUCUACCCGAACUUGAACAUGAAAUAUUUCGUUUAAAAAUUCCUGAAAAAGUUCAUACUUUCCGAGAUAGAGAAUGUCUUAUAGAGGAUGGAUCACCCUGUAUACCGAUAUUAUUGUAGAGAUUUCGAUUGCGACGGCGACAACGUCCUGACGAUUCGGUCGCUAAGGCGUGUCGACAGUACAAAAUUAUAAAUAUCGCCUUAUCACGACGGCGCGAGCACGUAAAACCCGACACUGUAGUCGUGUAGUACAUGUGUGUUUUUUUUUUUUUUUUUUUUUAAGGUCCGGUUCAACGACAGACGCACGAGACGACCUCGUCGUCUAUUAUAAUAAUAUAAGUACCAUAUAGAUACGUACUAAUGUACUACGCCGCACAUCAACGAGAUAUGAUUAAUAUUUCAUUCAAACGGUACUUUAGUAUUAUACAACCAGAAAAAUAAAAUUAUUGAGCUCAUUUGUAUACAUACCAUCGAUUGGGUGUCGACUGUCAUUAAGAAUAUCGCAUUGUUGUAUUCCGGACACUACAUUUCAAAGUUUAAUUCAAUUUGAACUUUUUACUUUGUAAAAAAAAAAAAAUUGUUACGUUUCGAAAUUGAAUACACGUUUUUCUCAAAUUGAAAAAAAUGUGAAUGUUCAGGUUUUUCCCUUAAUAUUAUUCAAUCUGCAUUACGGUCAGUAGUUAAACGACGAAAUCUUAAUCUCGGCGCCUGAAGGACCCCCCCCCCCAGACACAAGUAUUACCGAGGACCUCGGCCCUGUAGACCGAGCCGACAGUUUUCCCAGGAGUUUUCCAAAAAAAAUGGAAAAACACGGGAAAAUAGAUUUUUUUUAAAGGGUAAACCUCGCUCCCCCCUUUUCAAAUUCGACGCGUGUACAAUACGUCGCUAAUAUCGGCUACAUCACGGACGUUUGCGAUAUAGUUACGACCGUGUUUAAAAUGGAAAAACGGGUGACAUUUGUCGAAAAUAUUGUGAAUAAGACCACGACGAAACCGUUCAAUAUAAUGAAUGAAAAAAAAAAAAAAAAACCCGAAAUCAAUCGACAUUUUUGUAGAAAAUUGGUGAACUGUGAUUAAAAUAAGACAGAAAAUAAUCACUCUGUACAUAUUGUUCCUAUAAACAAUUCAAUUGUAUGGAAACCGCGACAAAAGAUUUAAUACGAUGGUACGAAUUAAGUCGUAGUUUCGUUAUUUUCGUUCGUAUAAUUCAACCUGGUCGCUGUCCAACAAUAAUAAAAAAAAAAAAAAUCGAUUUAUGUUGUUGCGCGCAAAAAGUGUGUUAGUAAACGCGAUAAAUAUCACCAUGGACAAUAAAAAAAAAGUGUGCCAGUAGAAAAAAAAAAAAAUACAUACGCGUCUAUUAUAUGUAUACGGAAAAUUAACACCGAAUGAAAUUAACCCAUGCAACAGUGGCGAUAACAAAUCCGUAUCCUUAUAAUAAACGCGUUGAUCGAUCGGAUUGAAAAUUGAUAAUGUCUAGACUUCACUGGACUCCGAUUAUUAUUUCGAGAGAUCUCGUGUAUUUUCGUCGAUUGUUUUUUCUAUUAUUUCCGUUUUUUUUUUUUUCUAAUUCAUUGCUUUUCGUUGACAUACGUAUUUCGUUUUUCAAAGAUUCAUUUGAAGCGGUUUUGUACAGCGUUUACAGUAAUUAACGAAUGGAAAUUUUUUUUUUUUAAAAAAAAAAAGAAGAAAAAUCUGGCCCCUACUCACUGCGGCGUUGUCAAAAUAUCGUUACUAUUAAACGGGUUUUCCGAUAACUAAAAACGACACUUACGCGGGUUUCAUUUUUUUUUGUUGGCAGGAACCGAAAUGGAGCGAAACGGAAAAUAAUGACGGCGGCCCAGUAACCGAGCAGUGUCCGACAGCGGUCAGGUGCAUUGUAAACAUGAUGAUUACCGAAACGGCGGCGAGCGCCAACGCCACCGUUCUGCCCAGCGGGGGCGGCAAGAUAAAACGUUCGAGUUUCAAGUCGCGCGGCGGCGGCAGCGCGCAGAUCGCCGGGGCCGGCAGCGUCAGGGGCUACCGGGCGGUCCGCGUGACGGUCCCGUCCACGACGGUAGCCGAGCUAGCGUCCAAGUUCAACGCGGUGGUGGUAGUGAACGCGGAAACCGGUACCACGACGCGGGACAUAAUCAAAAAGGUGAACAAGACGCUGGCCAAGGGAGCCGCGGUCCGGGCCACCGUCGAGAAAUUCGAGUCGGCCGCGGGCAAGAAGCACGACGAGCACGCGAACGGUGGUGACGGUACCGGCAGUGGCGGCGGUGGAAACCACAUAGUCGUAGUGCGCACCAAUUCGGAUCACCGGCGGAAGGCGGCUAAUUGUACCGCCGUGGAACAGCAGCGGCGGCUGAGGCCGCAAGAGCUCCCGCAGCAGUCGGCUACGUCGUCCAUAGCCAAACAGCGAACGGAGCAAUUUCAAAACGGGAAAACUGUCGGCCAGAAACCCAGCGUGUUAGGCCCGAAACCCAACUUGAUCAAUUCGCAGAGACCCGACGAACUUAGGACGGCGCCGGCCGUGACCGCGAAACCUACGAUGGACCAUCGUUUGUUUAACAAACACAAACGGCUGUCGAUCGCCAGGGAUCCCGACGCCCGGUUGGAGAGCGUGUUAAACGCGACGUCGCCGGAGCCAAUCGCGGUACGGCAGCAGUCACAGUCCGCGGAGACGGAACGCGCGUCGCCGCAAAAGCAACAAUUGCAACCGCAGCCAAUGGCGACCGCGCGUUCGUCGCCGCCGGAAAUCCAGCCGAAACCCAACAGUUCUUUUUUGCACAAUCGGAAAAGGCCGACGCCGGCGGACGACGUCGACGAGCGACGCGACGCCAAACAGGAACCCCCGUUGCGGCCGUUUGUCAAUGCCGUUCAGUCGACGAAACUCCCGUCGUCACCGCCAGCCGGCCGGCCGGAACUCCCUGCACCGCCUCUGAUCGCGGACGAGUCGGACGUCCCGUCACCGCGCACGGCCGUCCCCGGAAACGGUCAGCCCAAGAGCUUCAUACACGAAUACAAGCGACGGUCGGCCGGCGGCGACCACAACUAUCACUACAUAACGGCCGGCGAACCUCCGCAAGCCAUCUACGAGGAACUGUGCGACAUGCAAAUAUCCGCGGAAGCCCCGGACCCGUCGCCACUGCCGGACGUGGUGCUGGAGAGUUCGUAUUACACCGGUACCGCCGGCGCUGCGGACCGCGACGGCGACCAUUACACCACGAUCGAGGGCGGCGAGGACAGUCACGUCUACGAGGGCGGCGACGAGGAACGAAACUUCUACGACGACGUGAUGGUAGCGGCGGCCGCGGCGGCCGCGGCGGUGACGGCGACCUACGCCUCCCCGUCGUCCGCGGCCGCCGUUUCCGGAUCGGAGGGCCGCAAGCGGCCGGUUGACGAGGAUACCGACUACGAGACGGUCGAGGCGCCGCCGCCGUUGCCGCCGCCGCACAACACGGCCGUUCUCGCUGCCGCGGUGUCGCAGGCGGCGUCGCCCCAGCCGUUUCCGGUAGUCGACGGGGACGAUGACGGCGGCGGCGGCGGACGUCCUCUGAAAAAAGAACUGUCCGACAGUUUGGUGGACAUCGACAACAGCAUUUACGGAUUGAACACUCCGUCGGAAUCCACUUCGUCCGGUAAGUCGAACAUAAUGUUGUGUAGUAUACACGCUGCACUACUGUCCGCAGCCGACGUGCUUGGCGUAACAUUUGGCGUUUCACAAAGACGUUUCGAAUAUCUCGCGAAAACGGACGUAAUAUUACACAAUGAAACUCACGAGUCGGGCACGGAACUUUAAGAGUCCCGGAGCGGUACCGUAUUCGUCCCCUGAACUUACACCCGAGUAGGGUCGAAUGGAUUUAAUUAAUACGUGUGUGCACCGCCGUCGCAGAGUUUUCCGAUACAGAUAUACUGUGUACAUAUGUAUUUUUUUAAAAGAUAAUAAUAUUCUAUAGUUCGGCGCAACACGAAUGAUGGUACUGUCCGCGAUUCCAUCCAAUUUAUUUCCCUCAAAAUUCGAUGGCCUACGCACUACGGCCUUUUCUUUAAAAUCGAGCGAUACCGUUUCCCAAUUAUUCAGAGAUCUUAUUCAGUUAUAACUUGUGGGUAUUUUGAUUAAUUUUCUUAUUUUAUACUAUUCAGUUAUAUUUCAUUGAUAUAAUUGUCGCUAACAUUUCACAGUAGACCGGAAAAUAUACCAGACGUUUUAUUAUCGAAUUUCAAUAUCCGAAAAGUUGUGACGAGUCUUUGUGACUAUUUUUGCGAUUAAGUUUGUUUUCGCUCUUAAGACUAUGCUGCCCAUCAUAAUUGUUUCCAGUUUUCCCGUUCCGACGGCUAGUCCUUCCAAUUCACUUCAUUCGGGUUUUGCUUUUUCCACAUCUUUUUUUUCAACCCUAUCUUCCCGUCUUAACCUAUGGCGUCCCCCCGAUAUCGAUCUUCUCCUUUUGCAGAAUGCUUUUUAACACAACUCUCAUCAACGGUACAUUUUUACGCACGCAUCAUACGCGUGCCCGCUUGAUUCGCUUAAUGAUAACGUCUUCCACAAUAUUCGCACUCCGAUACGUUUCUGCCGUCUCUCUAUUUCUCCAGAUUCUCCAUUGUCCCGAAUUCGCGCCGUUGCACACACCAUAUUAUUAUAUUUUCUGAGCACCUUUCUUUGCAACACAGCAAGGGACUUCUCACCGGCUUAGCGUCCGUGUUUCUGACUCAAAAGUUGCAUCUGGCUUUUACAAAGUUUCUAUAUUAUGCAUUUUGAAUAUUCAGAUUUUUCGCCCGAUAUUAUUUUAAUAGUUAAUACUCAAAUCGUAAUGUCCGUGCGUUUAACAUAUUUUGAAUUUUUCAAAGCAUAAUAAUCGUGUACGUACAUCGGUUCGAAAAUACAUACAAUUUCGAUUUUAUAAACGCAUACAAAUUACUUUAUUCUUGAAUAUCAUAAUGAUAUAUUAUAUUUUCAUACCGUUGUUUUAAAGGCAUCACAUCGGACAGCGUCAGCGCUGCUGACCCGAACGGCAAAUACGAUUUGGACGAAGAAUGGAUCGACGUAGACAACACCUCUGACGAACUCCAAGAGAUUAUACUGUGAGUAUCCGCCACGUAAUAUUUUAAAUCGUUCUUGUAAUUGUUACGAUAAAAGUCGAAUUAAAAAUAUCGAUCGGAACAAAAGUUAUUUCAUGCGUCGGCUUUUCGCGUUAUAGCCUGUAUACGAAAUCGAGACGCGGGGGUCUCGCUGAAACACGCUUAACACAUUAUUUAAAUAACUAUUCAAUGUCAAACUCUAUAAUAAAAAAUAAAAACAUUAUUUUAAUUAUCUUUUACUUGAUUUUUUUUUUUUUUUUUUACAGUAAAUUAUAUUUUUGAUAAGUUAAUUUGUUAAGAAUUCGCUUCGUAUAUAUUCGUAUUUAUUUACUGUCACUAUUCCAAUACAAGGUAGGUAGAUCCCAGAUAGAUAUUGUAAAUUAAAUCUUAAAUAAUAAUAAUAUUAAUUUUGUACGUAGUUUUUAAAUUUCACCUUAUAUUUUGUUCUAACAGAUAUCAUCCGAAACCAAAGAUGCACGACAAAGUCAAGAACGGAUGGUCAAUACACGUUCGGAAACAAUUGACCAAAGUGUACAGUGAGUUACCGUUUAGUAAAUGUUAUGCUUGAAAAAAAAAACACACAUAUUAAAUAAAAACUCCUCGAAAUGUCCGAAACCGGCAAUACAACAUACCGGUUUAUGUAUAUUAUGAAGUAUGUACACCGUCACCAUAGGACGAUAAAAAUAGAUAGGUAACAGGUGCCGAGGUGAACUGCUAUGAACAAAAUUAAUAAUAUAAAUGUAUGAUUAUAAUGUCAGUAAAGAAUAUUCCAAAACGGAGUAAAAUGUGACGAAACGUAAAGUGGUAUGCGUAUUUGCUGUCUCCGUCUAACAAACGUACGACGUAGCAAAUUCGCGUUCAUUAUUAGGUAAUCAUUUUAUGACGUUAGUUUUAACAUCAAAGCGUAUUGGCCAAUUACCAAACUCAUUGGUAAGAAGAUUAUCUGUGCAAUAGCGUUGACGUUUUUUCGAUAUUUUAAUUUUUUACCGAGAUAUGAGUAGGUAAGCGACAUAACGCGAUUUAAAAAAAAAAAACCGCACAUAUUUCGCACGACGGGUGGGCCAUUGUUGUGGGAGAAAAUUCGGAAAGGUAGGAUGAAGUGGGGAAUUUAAUUUAUAUCUCUACGCAACGACAAACCAUUACUAACGAAAAACGAUUCGGAGCGAAGUUCGAUUAUACAUGUUUUGAAAGGUCGUAAUAUUUAAGAUUUUCGAAAAAAAAAAAAAAACAACUACAUUGAAUUUAAUUUUUUAUUCGCCCCCAAAGUACGAAUUAUAAUGCACCUCCUGCUAAAUUUCCAUGCAUUUCUGUUUAGUUUUAACAAUUUAUCCGCAAAGUACCUAUCGGAUACAAAUUACGUAAAAUCGCCCUAAAUUUUCAGUUUUCGUUUUGACCUUCUUAAAGUAUCGACUAAAUACAAUUUUCGUUCAUAUAAGAUAGUGCACUUGGUACAUCUGUGCAAGGUUUCUGAUAGACAUUUCAUACACAGUAUAGAAAUAAAAAAUUAAAACAUUAUUGUAAAACCAACACGUUUCUUGCUACGCUCCGAAACUAAGAUUACUAUAAUAUCUCGCUUGAAAAUUGAAAUAUCGAAAAAAACGUCUACGCUAGGGGAUACGGACAAUCUUCUUACCACCGUAUUUGGUAAUAGGUCAAUUUGGCUGUAAUAUUAAAACUAACGGCGCAGAAGUGCCUCUAAACGCAAAUUUGCUAUGUCGCACGUUUUUAAGACCGCCACACCGGUGUGGCAUCGUCUUAAUAAAAAAAAAAAGGGUCCGUCGAUUUGUUUGUUUGCGUGCGAUCGAAAAAGUCUGCAAAAGUCUGAAAAUGUACUCACUAAAGCGGAUGGACAUCGUGAUCACCGAAACCCGAUCUCUAAACUAAAUUAGUGGCUCGCACGGGACUUUUGUAUUUUCGGAACGAAAAUCGAUUUAUUUUUGUUGAUUUAUGGGUCACUUCGGUGACACGGAUAGAUAAAAAAAAAAAACAGUUAUCAUUUCGUCAUCACGAAACGGGAGAGACACUAACCCUUCCGUAGGACAGCUGUCAGCUGGCAUAUUGAUAAUAACGUUUUAAAACCGAAUAAAAUGCGUUCAACGUCAUUUCCCAAUAUUGCGUUAUUUCGAAAUAAUACAUAAUAUUCGGUGGCGCGACGGGCUAGGGGGUUUAGAGCCUUCUCGUACGUCCGAAGCCCGCGACGCAGAAGCAGAACCCCGCGGGACACGGUUUAUUCAAUACUGCGGUAGGGCACAAGAGCCGCCUCCCUCCGAGACUUAACAGCUGACUUCGCGAUUUAAUUAAUGUUUUCGGGACUUAUUAAAACGCGAUGUUUCCGUUGUCGUUUGAGCGGUUCUCUGAAAUGAUAAUACUAUUGAGUGCGUAACCAAUAGUACACUUGGUAACGCGAUGAUAAAAAUAUAUACAUGUUGUGGAACAGCGUAACGAAUAUUUCAAUAUCGUUAUUAUUAUUUUUAAUUUGUUUUAUUGAAAUGUCGUGAUCCGACUAUAGGUUUUUUUUUUGAUAUAAAUGACUUCAACUAGAAACCGGUUUCGUUGUAUUGCCGCGAUUAUUAUUACACAGCUUAUUUUUACCAAGGCCAAGACACGGUCACAAUCCAAAUGGAGUUGCAAUUGCAUGAAGAUAGGUUUUAGGUAUACUAUAUACUAAACAACUGAUACACCAAGAGCCUGCCCACGUCACAUACGGCCAAUUUUUUUCAUCGUUUAGCGAACGCAUACACAGGUUUUGGCAAAACAACUCCAAUAAAAAUAUGUAUUGUUCGCGACGUUUGUAUACAGAACGUUCCGUUUCUGUUUCGCUCUGAAAUAAAUUGUGAACAAGGUUACAAUAACAUGUCGAUUUAGCGCGGUUUAAUGCAUUUUGUAUCCGUACGUAUUAUUAUAGACUUGUGUCAUACCGAAAACGAAACGCGUUUUAUAAACCGAUGAAAUAUUAUUUUCUAAAUAACGUUUUUCGAAUUCUGUAAAAAGUAAACGAAAACAAGUAGGCCCAGAAGCGUAUUUACGAUUUUGGCGUCCCAGUUACACCGGUUAAGUAAAAAUUGAUGCUCUUUUUUUCCCUCGAAAAUCCCCCCCCCCCAAAAAAAAAAAAUCCCGUGAGCUCCCUUAAUUUAGAAAAUUUACAUUUUCUCGUCAAUAAAAACGAUAUCCCAAAAUGUAUAAUUUUUCCCAUAUUGCACUUGUGUUCCACUAGGUUCGAGAGAACAUUUUUAUUUUACCUCUCUAUAAGCUUGUAAUAACAACAAUUUAAAUUUAAAUUCAUAAUAACGUACUUUUCUUUAACGGGGUGAAUUUAACGUAUGAAGUUAUCUAAUCUAAUAAUCAAGAACAUAAAUUACCUAGUUAUUUUUUGUAAUCGUUGCGAAAAUGUCCAAAUUGUCCGUAACACUGGUGAUUUCCAACCGGAUAAUAGAAUAUAGUAAUUUGCAAGCAUAUAAUAUACAUUUCUUAUCAUAUCAAAUUACUUGUACUCAGGAUUGUAAAAAAAAAAAAAAAAAAACAGUAAAUAUGUAUGAUUUUUCAUAAAUAUAAUAUUAUAAAACUGGUUAAAUAUAAAUAUAAUUCUAUUAUAAUAUUCAAAAAACAAUUGAACAAAAAAGAGCCGAUUCUGCUAACGGGCGCGCCACUUUUGUGGAUGGGAAAUUGGGAAGAUAGGGUACAUAAAUAUAUUUAAAUUUCUAUCUGUGAUCAACGACAAACCGUUCCUAAACGAAAUACGAUUCUAAGCGACGUUCAUUUAUACAUGUUUUGAUAGCCGUGAUAUUUAUGAUUUCCGUCAAAUUUGAUAUUAAAAUUCUUAUAAAAAAAAACUUCAAUACGUUACGUUCCUUUUCAUUUUUUUUUCUACCGCUAAGUACAACUUGUAAUAAUCAUCGUGUUAAAUUUACAAGAAUUUCUGUUCGUCAAACUAUUUCAUCCACUUAGUACGGUACGGAAAAAAUAAAAUAAAACGCCGAAAAAAUGCCUUUACUCUGUUAUUAACAUCAUAUGCAAAUAGUUUGAACAUUUUACCUCGUUUGGAAAAUGCCAACAUACGUUUUUUGUGAAAAUGUCGGCUCUAUGAAUCCUUCUCACACAGUUACAACAACAAAGAUAAAAUUGAAAAUAACGGAAUCAUUAUUUCCAGAAACUCUCCGGUUCUUUCCCGGUUAUGCAGAAUGUUUUCGUUGAGUUAUAUUUAUACGAAUAAUUGUGCUCAACAUAUUUCAUCCCCUAGAUAUUAAUUCUCAUUAGCUCUUUAAUGAGUAUAGUGAACUAUUUUCUUGAUUCUAUUAUAUGUUGUCUUGCCUGAGUGAAUGCGUAAGUGUUCCUUUAAUAUUAGUAGAAAUUUCCGACUAACCAAAUACGAAACAAUUAAUAUUUUAUUAAAUUCACAAUUUUAUUUCGGGUAAAAACAGCACUUAUGCAGCGAAAUUCGCGCUGUAAUCUUACGGGAAAUGUAGUGAACGCUUCUCGCCAAAAUAAAAUUUGUACGCAAUUAGAAUCUUUACAUUUUACAAUAGAGUCGCCUACCGGGGUCGUAGUAAAAAUGUCGGCGCUUCGGACACAUAAAAAACCUAACUUGUGUAUAAUAACGAUACAUAUGACAUACCGUCGUCUAUUUGACAGAAUAUCCUAAAAUUCUGAAAAAAUGUCCGAAAAAUUACGAUACAUAAAAAAAAAAAAAUCUAUGCAACCGCCGCCACCUGAAUACGGACCUUGUCGCUAUAAAUUUCUCCCUAUACAUACUUCUAUAAUCACCGCUUACAAGUUAUAAUCCCAAAAUGCUUAUACACAAGUAUCAUGGAACAGCGUCAGUAUCGACAGUGGUUAAAGUGGGAAAAACUUCGAUGGGUCUCUGUGUUUACUGAAAAUUAAGGGACGUUUCCGCGAAUUAACAAAACCUAACAUUAUUUUAAGAAAACCCAUCACGCAGACAAACAACAAGACAAGAUUUCCAAAAUAUUUUUCUUUCGCACACAGUUGUUUAUAAAAUAUACGAGUAGUAUACUAAUAGGCUAAAAUUAUAAAUAUACCACAGAUCCAUCACCUGUAUAGGCAAUAAUCCCACAACUAAUACUUUUACACGACACUUAUAAUAAUAAUCAACUACCUACACAUUUUAUUUACAAUUUUUUGUAUAAAAAUGUAUCAAAACUUUUUUAACUUUAUUUUUAUACAUACACGCAUUGUCUGUUUGUAUUUUGUUCUGUUUAUUAAUUAUGAAAUGCAUUGAUAAAAUAUUUAGUCUGAACUAUAAAACGACUUAUUGGGUAUUUUAGGAGGUGCUAAUUUUAAACUUGGGGGUGCUAUAGACCGUUCAGCACCCCCAAGUUGCCUAUGCCCCCACCCGUAAAAUAUUAUCUUCCGCCGGGUAAAAAAUAAAGCAAAACUGCAAAGUUUGAUUACGCAUAUUUGAUUAUAUGCGUCUAUUAUCUAAUAGAAAUUAAUGAAUUUAUUUUGGGUAAAAAUAAUUUACAAGUUUUUAAAACUUUAUUAAAAGUAUCUCAAUGUCAAUAGUCAAAACUUUCCCCCGGACAUUGGAAUCGGUGAUUUUCUAUCUUUGUCUCACACACGUGCAACAUAAGAAUUUAAACGCGUUAUAUUUCUAUUUCCGAUUGAUCUAGUGAAGCGAUACGAAUUCUGAAAACAGAUUUGAAUUAUAGUCAAGUCUACUUGAAAUCGACUUUCCCACACUUUUGAAAAGUUGAUCUCAGGCAGUAGACAUGACGACAAAUUCAAAUGGGGUUUCAAAUUCCUUAUCGCUUCACUAGACUAAUCGGUACAUUAGAAAUAUACUGCGUUUAAAUUCCUAUCAAUAAGGGGGUGACCGGAAGAGUAUUACUCCCUCUCCUGCAGAUAAAAUGACAUUACCACGUUAGCUACACGUGAUGUGAUAAUAUGUGAAUUAUGAUGAGCAUUAGAAAAAGUCACCGUUGAACGUAUUUUCGUACUUUUUUCCAUGGGCGUAAAAUAAAUUCCUGGAAGCGACUCUGAUGCGUUUAGUCUACCCCCUUGGGAAUUUACGACCCCCCCCGGGGUAAAUAGAAGGUCCGAAAUGAACGCGGAUUCUCGUGCUGAACGAGUGAAAAAAAAAAAACAAAAAAUCAUCGUUUUCGACCUCCCUGUAAACUCUUAUGGGGAACUAAACAGUUUUGCAUUGAAAAUAACAAGGGGACUCCGAUACUACGUAUCGAUCGGUGUUUUUUUAACGAAUUAAGAUCCGCGUCAGCGGCGGAUUCAGAAAUGUUUUAAAGGGGUUAAGGGGGGCGGCGCAUUAUUUAUUUUUUCGGUAAACUAACUAUAAAGUAGACGAACAAAAACUGUAGAUCAUCGGCAGGAGGUGGGGACGGGGGGCAUGUGCUCCCGUGCUGCCCCCCCCCCAUCCUCGGAUCCGCCACUGGAUCGCGCGUACGUGAUUACAACACACCGAGGUUAACAACGGUGGUACUGUUAAAAUAUUCGUAUUAUUAUUAUUAUUAGGCACUUUCGUGGGCCUCGUGCGCGACAAACGGAUUUCUUUUCUUAUUAUUGUGUUCUUAUCGGGGACGGGAGAAUGUCGUAACCGAUUCCGAUUCACACGGCGUAAAACGGUUUUGCAUUAUUACAUGUGUUUCGUCGCUGCGAUUGUUGUGCGCCGCGCGUGUGCGGGUACACGCCGCUAUCGUACGAACGCCGACGACGGGAAAACGAGCCCACGCCGGGCGUGUUACACGGUGCGCGGCGUGUUUAGGCGGGUACCGACAGCAAACCCGACGGAUUCGCGGGCGCCGCGCGCGUUCCGGACAAACGUAUUUUCACGUAAUCCGCGGAGUCGUUCCCCGCCGCUCCACCCGGAAGGCAGACCGCGACCGGUCGGCGCGCGUGGGUCGCGGACGCGAAAACGCGCGCGCAAAGUGCCGAAGAAGAAAUACGAAAAAAAAAAAAACAUCAUCCGAACAAACAACGAGUACGCGUCGAGUAUGACGGGGCGGCCGAACGGUCCGUGGGAGGGGGAGAAACCCGUUUACCCUCCCGGCGGCGGACGCGGUGCACUUCUCCUACUCUCGAACACGCGCCGCUCUCUAGUCCCCCUCCCCCCUCCCCCACCCGCCCCCGCUACGACGACAACCGUGCGCGGUGCCCGCGCGACUCUGCGGCGCGUUUACCCGGCGCGCGAUAUCGUAAACAGUCCAAGGUCCCCCCUUGAUCGCCGCGACUCCGCCGGGACACGGGUGGGUAAUCGAAAAGUGAAAGUGCGGCGCGGCGGACGUGUGUAACCGUACGCGAACGCCGUAAUGGUAUUACGGCACCGCGGCGUUUGAUGUAACGUCGUACGACAGGCGUCCGUGGUUCUACACGUAUUACUAUCGUACCGACGGGUGUCGUAGGCAGUCGCGCGCGUGUGUAGGCCCAUCGCAAUAUUUCGCGGCGGCGCCGUCGUCGUGUGUCACGCGUUCCGUUUAUAACUGAUACCGAAACAUUUUCCGCGCGCGCAGUGUGACUCUCGCGGUGGGAAAAAUGAUCGAUUUGUGCGACGGGGAAACGAUCUGUCAUGCCAUCAUCUUCCUAUUACUGUAACUCUCCGCUGCGCACGCCGCCGCCACCUUUACCGCCGGCCAGGGCCCAGAGGCGCAGAAAAUCGCUUUUCGUCGACAAAGGUUUGAAACGGACAACGCGACGCCGAUAGGUAUUGUUGUUAUCGCGCGCACGGCGGCCGCGGUGUUCUGUAUGCGCGCCGCAGCUGCUACGGAAAAGCACACGCCUCCGAGGCGCGCCGAAACCGCCGGAGCCCUAACCCGGAAAACCGUUUUCUCGUCGCCGCUGACGUUUCCCGGGACAUCGGUUUGGCCGAACGGUCGCCAACCCGGCGAACGCGGCCGUUCCGAUAUUUUCCGUUUCCUUUUUGAACCGUAUGGGCGCGAUUGUGUGUUACCGUUAUUGUCCGAAUCGGGCGAUUCGAUGAUAUCACCGUGGGCAACUGUGCACGACUCGUUUCUCGGAGGUGACGGCACGAAAUUCGAAGGCCGCGUAUCGUCGAAAUCUUCGAAUAAUACGUAAGUCACCUGCGUCAAUAACGCCGAUUUCGCGUAUCGGAUCGUACACGGUUUAAACGUAUAUCGGACGCCGUCGACGCAUUUUUCGCGGGUUAUUCACGGGAGACCGUAUUAUCGCUAUUAUCGUUUGUGCGCUCGUUAAAAAGAGAGAUCUCGCGGGAAAAAACAAAUUCACUAGACUAUAUCUAUCAUAUUGUAGGCGCGUUGUUACGCCCGACAAUAAUAUUAUCUAGAUGAAAACGUAAAAUAGACGCGCCGUAAUCUCGCCGAGACAAAUAAUUAGCCAACUGUGAAUAAUCGGGCGCGUGUGCUUCAAACUGACCGUGCCCGCGCAUAAGUACGAUACCUACUCGGCGUUCCCGAGGACACGCCAUUUUAACACGUUCAACAUAAUAUUAUGUGCUUUCUUUAGUUUCUAUCUCGUCACAAUCCGUAAUUAGUUUCGUAAAGGACGUCCCUGAACAGCUGACGCAUAAGACAAACCCGUGCGAUUUUACCUGCAGCGAUCGUCUGUUGUUGUCCGUGGUCUUGAAGACGGUUUUCCUCGAAGAUAAAUUCGAGUCGCAAGAGCUAUCCCUAUUUUUUGACAACGGUAAGUUUAUUGCAGCGCACCAUAUUAGAUAAUAUCGACCGAAAACACCGCCUUGACCGAAACCGUAUUAUGUUUGUAUAGUUAUUGUUAACGUAUUUUAUUUUCUUCCCCGUCAAAUAUUGUAUCAUUUGUCGUGUUGCUCGAACAACAAUAAUAAUUAUCGCUGUUAUAAUAAUAUGCACAACAGCGUCGGAUGAAACCGACAAUAAAUUUAGCGGUACGUUAAUUAGGAAUUUCGUGAUGCGUUGAGACUUUUGAGAUUGCUUUAAAAAUUCGAUGCAUGAAUGCAGUGGCGUAAUAUUAUAUUAAGGUCCUAAAAGCAAAACCGAAAGCAAAAAGAAUAAGGGGGUUAUUCAAAAGGAAUCUCACCUGUGCAAUAAUGCCGUGGUCUAUGCCACUGCUAGGGCCCACAAAAUAUGUGAGCCCGUGGCGUUUGCCCGCCUCGCCCACCCGGUAUUUACGCCACUGCAUUUAUGACCUAUUAAUUACUAUACUGACCGUCCCGUGGGGGGGGGGUUUCUAGGGGUCCAUAGCGCCCCCAAAAGUAUCCAAUAAGCGUUUUUAGAGUAUCGGCUAAAUAUAUUAUUUCGUAAUAUUAAUAAGCGGAACAAAACUCAAAUAACGUGUGUGUGUACACAAAAUUAAAAAAUUAAACAAGUUAUGAUACAUUUGUAUAUAAAAAUCGUAAUUGAAAUGUGUGGUCACUUAUUAUAAAUGACAUGUAAAGGGAAUUAGUGGCGGCAUUGCCCCCGUGGGUCUGUGAUGUGUCUAUAAUUGUAACGCUCUCAAAAUCGGUAGUCUAAUUGCGUCUAUGGUUGUCCCGCCCGACAUUGCCUGUACUAUUUUAACUUUCCCAUUUAAAAAUGCAGAAUUCAAAAAAAAAAUUCCUACCGAAAACCGAAAUCUCUAAAAGAAAUUGAAUUUAACGUCUCACCCCCGUUUUCUUUUUACGUCAGCCAAGUCUGCCCAUGUAAAACAGUGGAUACCGUAUGUUUUUCUAUUAUCAAAUUGUAAUGAUCAAACUCGGAUGUGAAUCGCGCAUAGAUUAUAUGUAUUACAUAAGGUAAUACACCGGUAAUACUUCAUUGUUGUAGUCUACUUUACGGAUAUGUUAUUUUUAAUAACGAUUCAUGCAGAUAUCAAAAUUGUAAUUUAUUUUUAAUGUUAUAUUGUCUUUUCAUCUACAGAAUCCAAAGAAAAUACGAAUGAUAUUAGUCAAAAAAUACCGGAAGAGAUUUACGCCGAUUACGAUUCGUUCGAAUCUGACGAUUCCUGGGAUGAUUAUAAAGGUUCGGAAAAACUUAAAAGGGUACCGUACCCAUGCGAAAACCGAGAUUUGCCGGAUCCGCCGGGCCAGCAAAACAUAUACGGACUCGUUCCAUUGGUCAAAAGAGCUGGGAACCGGAUGAAAAAACGAUGGUCGCUCGCGUCCUUUGGUUUAAACCAGAUACGAAAAAUCGGCGUAGGAAAUUCAACAACUGAUCUCUGUAAUAAAACGUAUGAUAGCAAAUUGGACAAAUCUAAUGAAAAAAAAUUUAAUUCUUCCUCGAAAAGUAAUAGUUUGACUUCGAUUUUCUACUUAAACGAUCCCAUAUACAAUAACAUGUAAGUAUUACAAUUAAUAGAUUGCAUAUGAUAUGCAUUAUACAUAGUGAUAAAUUCUUAGCGAUAAAUUAAAAAUAUGUUCAUUUACAGAGAAAACGACCAAAUGAAUUUGCCCGUUAGGAAGUCAAGCAAACCACCUUCAUCUAUUGAUUCGCGACGACUUAGCGUUGCAAGACCUAAUUCGCCACCACCUCCGCCACCAGUUAAACAACAUUCAACUGGUAAAAUAAUAUACAUAAACAAUCGGUGUUUAUUUAAAGCGUGAUUAAUUAAUUUGUAUAAUAUUUUAUAGGAAAUAACUCUUACGGUUCGUUAACAAAUUUAAUUAGCAAUUCGACAGGGAGGCCACGUUCGCUUAUAGACAAAAGUAACACUGAUACAAUAUCCGAAAAUGGUUGGUAACAUCUUUUGUUAUAAUUCGAUCGCAAAUCAACUUAUUCGGUUUAUUUCGCAGGUUCUAAUCAGGGUUCUGAGUUGUACAUGCGAUUCGCUGAUGAACCUUUGUACCAGUUUUAUGCAGCUGAUAUAUCCGAAGUAAGUUUUGUAUUAAUAUGGUUUAUGUGUAGUGUGAAUUUGUAUUGUAUGCAAAUUUUAAUAUUAUUCAGUAAUGUUAACCGAAUUGAGUGUUAAUUAUUAUUUAUAGCGAACAAAAAGUGUGUUUGCUGGUGACAUGAUGGAAGAGUGUGAUGGCUAUGAAGAGAUCAGUUCAAUUGUGAGUAGACCGUCAGCUCUAGAGCUUAUAACUCCCUGUUUGACUGGUCACGGACAACACCGAUCUUUAUGGUGCGAAGUUCCAGAAGUAAAAAAUAGUGGCAUUAUGGGUAAGUUGUGAAAGCUACAAAAAUAAUUUAUUUAUAAGUAUCUUAAUUAUUAUAUUUAUGGUUUUUUAUUAGACACAUUAAAACCUCGAGAGAGAAAAUUACAAGAAGCCAAGUUUGAAUUAAUAACAUCUGAAGCAUCUUAUUUUAAGUCUUUAACUGUACUUGAGAAACAUUUCGUCAAUAGUCAUUCAAUGAACGACGAGACAAUAUUAAGUAAAAACGAUCGCAAAAUUCUGUUUGGAAAUGUUAAUCCAGGUAAAUGUUACGAUGCAUAUUGUAUAAUUGUACAUUUUUGUUACGAAAAUUAUUGGUUGUAAUAAAAAAUCUUUGGUUUCAGUACGAAAAUGUUCUGAAAAAUUACUGGCGGCAUUAGAAAAAUGUUGGCAAGACAAUAUACUACUUGAAGGACUUUGUGAAAUUAUAUUUAAAUACUCCAAAGAAAACUUUAACAUUUUCGUAAAGUAUUGCUCAAAUCAAAUUUAUAUAGACCGUACUUUGAAAUCCUUAAGGUAAAAUAUUAUUUACAAAUAUAACAUCAAUUAAGCUCAUAAUCAUAAUUAAGCCAGUUAAUAUUUUUUACGUAUUUUGUUUUAGGGAAAAAAAUGUUAAAUUCAAUGAAGCUUUACAAAGACUGGAAUCGGAUGGCAAGUGCCAAUCUCUCUCUCUCCACUCGUUCCUAAUGUUACCUAUGCAAAGAAUAACUAGAUUACCUCUACUCCUGGAUGCAAUUUUGUCAAAAAUGGAUCCUACUGAAAAUUCUUUAGAAUACGAAUUAUGUGAAUUGACUUUAGCUUCUUUAAAUACUGUGAGUAGUGUUAAAAAAUAGCCAAUAACACAUUCAAAAAAGUUUACGAUGUUUUACUAUGUAUUUUUUUUGUAUUUUUAUUUUAGAUUGUACAAAAUUGUAAUGAAAGCACUAGGAAGUUAGAACGUUAUGAAGAAAUGUUAUUACUUAGUCAACAAUUAGAAUUUUCUAGUAAGAGAGAAAUUAAAGCGAUGUCUGUAGCUUCUAGUUCACGUUGGUUAGUUCGUUCUGGUUCUAUGUUGCAUUUAAAUAGCCCCGAUGCAAAACUCACGUUAAGUCGAAAAUUUAUACGACCUACUAAGUUAUACUUUUUCCUAUUCAAUGAUAUGUUUUUCAUGGCAAAGCGAAAAAGGUAUUUCGAGAUGCAAACAAAAUUAUAAGAAUAAUAAUGUUUACGUAUUUAUUUUUACAGUGACGAAAACUAUACAGUGGUGGAUUAUUGUGCAAGAAAUUUUGUUCAAAUGAUUGAUGCUACUGAAAUAGUUAUUUCUUCAUCCUACAAGAAUCUCCUAAUGUUGACAAUUUUAGAAAAUCAUGAGGCUAAGACUAUUGAAAUGGUAUUUUAAAUUUUUUUUGAAUUUUAGAUUUGCAUGUAUCAAAUAUUUAAUCACAAAUGUUCUAGUUAUUAAGUUGUGAUUCUGAAUCUUCAAAAAAACGUUGGAUCGAAGCCAUGUCACCUCCUAUCAGUUCCAACCCCGAAGAGACUCUAUAUAAUGAAUGGGACUGUCCACAAGUGUUUGCUGAACAUGCAUAUACGGCUGUACAACCUGAUGAACUUUCAUUGCAAAAUGGAGAUAUUGUAAAAGUUUUGACAAAAAUGAAUGACGGUAAUCAUAUAUUUAAUACAAUUAUUAUAUAUACAAAAAAAAAAAAAAAAUUGAAAUAUAAAUAUUGAAAAUGUGUGUUGAUCAGGAUGGUAUCAUGGUGAACGGAUUCGUGACGGUGAGAAAGGAUGGUUUCCUGGUAAUUAUACAUCAGAAAUAGCAUCACAACAUGCCAGAGCAAAAAAUCUAAAACAGCGUUACCGGUUAUUGGCUAUGUCUGGUAGUUACCUUCAAUCUCGACAAGAUAAAAUUAAAAAAAAGUAACUCAAUUAUUUAAAUUCGAUUAUGAUAUUAUUAUAUUUUACUUAAAAUGUAUACAUUUGCAUUAUUUUUUUUGAAAAAAAUCACUAAAAUUUAAAUGAUUUAAACCAUACUUUGUUAGUUAAUUUAUACUUAUUUUUUUUUUUGUCCGUGAGUUUUGACUUAAGGUUUAUAAUACAUCUAUUAUUAAUAUUCUUUAAUUAAAUGAUAAUAUUAUAUAAUAAUAAUAAUAAUAAUAAUAAUAAUAUUUAUGUAUAUUAAAACUUAGUUUUAUAAUUUUUUCACAAACACCAGUUGAAAAAAAAUAUUAUACUUCAAAUUUGACACGAGACAAACAAUAUUUCAAUUAAUUAUUAUUCAUUUUUUUAUUUAUUUUAUUUUAUGUGAGACUAUUUCUCCUUUUAAUUUUUACCAAGACAAGGUCAAAAGUUAACCUCGCUCAUUUAAUUUUUAAUUCAAUAAAUGUUGUAAAUAAUUAUUAUCGUUUAUGAUUUUAUAAUGUAUCUAUUGUUACUGUUAUUUAAAAUUAUUAUACUUUUUAUGAUUUUUAUUUAAAAACAAAGUAUAUAUUAAACAUUUUGAAUUUACUACAAAAUGUGUACUUGUAUGUGUACUUUCAUGUUAUUUUCAAUUAGUUAAAUUUUUCUAUUGAAUACUGUUUGUUGGUACCUAAACAAGAAAUUACUCCUAAAUUUCAGAAUUUGGAAUGAUUUUAGGAUUAAGAAAAUAAAUAUUAUGAAUGUUGAGAUUUGUAAUUUUUUACCUGGUGGUAAUUUAUUUAAAUCAUUUUUCAAAAUUUACUAUGUUUCUAAGGCACCCCACAUUUUGAACAAUAAAUCUGUCAUAUACAUCUCUCAGAAAUCUCUCUGUUACAGCAGUACUCUACUUUUUGGACUUUAUCAGCACCAUCGCACAGUAGUAAAAAUCAAUUUUGACGGGUUCUGAGAGGUGUGCAAAUUCAGAAUUUGUCUACAAAUGUGUAUAUGUAAAUUAUCAUUUUUCAGCGCAAUUUGUUUAAUGAAAUUUCAUAUUGAGGUUGCUAAUGUAACAAAGUUACAAAUUUACAAAGUAAUUUUCAAAUAUUAUAUGUACUCAAACUCGAUCACUAUUCGUUGUAUCAUAAAUCAAAUAGGUAAAAAAAUAAGUUUCAAAUAGAAAUGUAUUAUUAGAUAAUAAUACAUUUCUCAUAAUCUCAUUUAUCUUGCAAAUAUUACUCAAUUAGUUUUUAAUUUUUGUAUUAUAAAAAUGUCUAAUCAAAGUGUAUUAUCACAAACUUUUCCUCAUAGAAAAAAAAUAUAAAUUGUUGAAACUUUACAUAAGAAUCAAGAUAGGCCUCAGCAAGCAUAGUAAAUUAUAAAUGAUGUGCAUUAGUAUGUUAUAAAUAGAGUAAACUUAUUCAAACAAGUGGCUCAAGGUUCAUCCCUCUUCCCCCAGGAAAAUAUCCUAUAUGAAUUUAAAAUACUCCAUGUUAAAUGAUAUUUUUUUAACAAAAUUCAAAAUAUUCUUUCAUAAUUUACAUUCUUAUUUUUUUGAUGGAUAAAUUGCUAUUGCCUAUCUAUUUCUUUACCCAGACUCUCUUAACACCAAGCCAUUAUUUAGGCCAAAUGCGUUUUUCUGUACCUAUUGAAAACAAUUAUUAGAAUCUUUAUCUAUAGAAUAUUUAUUAUUUUUAAAUAAAAUAUUAAAACUUGUUCAAACAGCCUUUUAUUUUAUCAUGAAACUUUAAACUUUCAAUAUUUAAUUUAAUAUUUUCAAUAGGUACUUACUUAAAAAAUAAAAAACUUUAUAAUCAAUAUUAGUUUAAACACAAUAUUAUAUUGUUUUGAAAGCUAUUAAAUACUUUUCAUAAAAGGAUAAUUUGUUGACAAUACUGCAAGUGAUCUCAUUAUGCUGCCACCAUGCAGUGUACCGUACUAUAUAAGUACUUAGUAUAACAUUUUUUUGAUUGUUGCAUAAUCAAGAAAUUCAUUAUAAAAUGUCAUAUUUACGUUCCCGAAUAUAAGGUAUACUAGUGUAUUAACACAGGCAUUUUCACGGGAUGUGUAGCUGCACACUCUGCAAACAAUUGUGUCUCCAUUAAAUUUUUGAUUUAUUUGCAAAUAUUAUAGUUAUUAUUUGUAGUUCAAAUGUAUAAUAAUUUAGUAUAGCCGGAGAGCCUGAUUUAGAAUUUUACGAAUACCCACAAUGUCCUUGUGUAAAUAGGGUCCUGAGUAUAGGUACAAAUAAAAAAAAAUUUGUUUAUACAUUAAAAACUGAUAACCCGUCAGUCAUUAGCUUUGUUUGUUUUAAAAAGUUAGUCCGAACACUAAAAUGUUAAAGCGUCGUUCUGUCGUGAUUGUAUACACUGGUAUUUCAUUUUAAAACCAACGUUUUUGGUGUAAAAUAAUCACACCGAUUAAAUUAAAUGAUACAAGUAAUAGUACUCAUAUUGAUUCUAAUAAAGGUUUAAACUCAAUAUCGGUAUUUUAUUUUUGUUUAAGGAAAUAAUAUAUAAAUUAUGAUAAGUGAGUAAAGCAUAUUAUUUAUAAAAUUUAUUCCUUACCUCCUUUUGUUUUAUUUAUAUAUUUUUGAAUUCUGAGUGGAAAGAGGAAUAUAUUGGUUUUACAAUAAUGCUAUUUUAUUUAUUAUUAUUAUUAUUAUAUUUUUUUUUGUGAGAUCACUUUUUCUCCCAGAAGACUUACUCCGAUUAUCAAGUAUAGCACCUUUUCCGAAAGAAAAUGUUCUCUGGGUGGUACUAUACAGAGGUUAUUUUUCGAAAUUCUCAUUAUAUUCGAGAUAAUGAGAAAAACAAAUGAUCGAAAUAUUAAAAAUAAGGUGGUCAUUGGCAACCUUUUUUAUUUAUUUAUUGUUAUUAUUCAGUUUUUAUUAUUUGAAAAUCUUUUGUAAUCAAUCAUUGUUGACAUGGUAACGCUUAUUGUAGUAAUCAUUUUUUAUGACACCAUAAUAUGACAGAAUCUAUAUUGUUGACAAAGCAAUACUAUCAACUCCGCUCAGAAUCGUUUUUCGUUAGCAAUGGUUUAUCGUUGCUUACAGAUAAACAUUAAAUUCCCGUCUGUAUUCUACCUUCCUGACUCCUCACAACAGUAAUGGCACCCUCAUGCGAAGUAUGUCCGAUCUUUUUUUAUCUAAUUCUUAUUUCUUUAUUUCUCAUUAUUAUAAUACAUGUAAUUUAUUAAUAUAUUUUAUAAAGAUAAGUAUUUUUUUUUUUUUAAUUAGAAAUAUAGCAUAAUAAUACACAAUGUAAUAUCUAUUAUAGCUCUUCCUUAUUUUGGAAAUUGACGACUUAUGUGCAUUCUUCCCUAAUUUGUUUGUUGCUUACAAGUAUUUAUGUACCAGUCCGAACAUUCCAAAAAUGUAUUAUUAUUUAAAUAAGCGUUUAGUAAAUAAUAAAUAUAAUGUAAUUGAAUGUUGAAGACUUGAAGUUAUACAUUAUUUUUAUAUUUAAUAUAAUAUGUAAUAUAUAUUUUUUUAUGCAUUUAUCUCAGCGAGCGUAGUGUUCGAUUUUUUUUUUGUAUGCUAGGUAUAAAAUAUAGGAGGUUAACACACACAAAAAAUUUCAAAAUCAGUCCAGCCGUUUAGGAGAAAUUCAAUUACAUAUACACGGACAGAAGAAAUAUUUUCAUAAAGAUAUAUACAGGUUUUAAAUAAACUUAUACUAUAGACCAGCCAGGGCCAUCAAGUUUGGGUUCUGUCCGGUCCUACAAUUUUAUUUUUAAGCCCGGUUCGAUCCGGUGUUAAAUAUUUUGUGAAAAAAAGUCCAGGUCUGCUUCGAAAAUAAUACUAAGCUUUUAAAAAGCCCGGUCCGGCCCGAGGAUAUUUUUUUUAAGCCCGGUCCGAUCCGGUCUAAAAUAUUUUGUGAGAAAAAGCCCAUGUCCGGCCCGAAAAUAAUAUUGAUGAGACUAUUAAAUCUUAUUUUAAAAUUUGAAAAUGUCAGGCAAGUAGGUUGUUCAUAGUUGAUAUUACGGUAAUAUAUUUGUCUAUAUAAUUUAUUUUUCUCCCUCGAUUUUUCCCAUUUUAAGGGAAAAAAUAGUUUCCUGAUUUCAAUAUUUCCGGGAAUUUCGAAAGUACAUUAGUAAACUAUAGAAAACUAAUUUUUUUUCCAUGUUGCCCAUUAGAUAGAUAGAUUACAGCGUGGACAGAGUUUGACAGCUUUUUAUGUCUAUAUACUUGUCAAAAAAAAACGAGAUAACUGAAAACGGUAAAAUUAAACGAUUUUAUAUUUUAAUAAGUAAUAACUAAUAAUGUCAUUGACACCUACUACCUACUUAAUAUCAAGUAUUAUUAUAAUACUAUUAUAAUAGUUUCGUAUCCAUUAACGUGUUUGCCUUUUAAUUAAUUUUACUGUUAUACGUGUUCCAUUAUACUGCGUGGGUAUAAAUAUCAAAUUACACAAAAAUUUACGUCACCUUUAAAAAAAAAAAAAUCUAACAAUAAUUAUUUUUACAUAUUUUUAUUCCGUCUACCAGAAAUAUUAUUGAUUAUUUUUUUUACGCCGCAUUAUACAGACUAUGCGCAAGUUGUCGCGGACGGAAAAUGUUUAACAUUCGAAUACGACGCCUGCGAUAGGUAUAAAAACGAAACUUAAAAAACAAAAAAAACAAAAAACAGUUGAUAUUGUUGAUGUGUGUGCCGUGAAAAUUAUAUUAAAGUGGGUGCGCUACUGUUGUAGGUGAAAAUCGGGUGGGUGGCAAACAUAGUGAUGAUAAUAUAAUAUGUACGCUACAAUAUAACGAUACACAAUUCUGAGCGAAGUUCGGUUAGGUUAGGUUAGGCUUUGUUAACAAUAUAAAUUAAUGUAAAAUAAUUACAUAUGUCUGCACGGUAAUUCAAAUAAUGACCUUUUCAAUGCACCAACUAGAUUAUGCAAUUGGCUUUUAAAUAUAUGCUACAUUUAAAACCUGAAGCAUAAUGAUAAAAUUAAUUAUUUAUGGUAAAAGAAAAAAAAAACAUCAUAAUACAACUAAUACAUUCCUCGCCGCUUUCAGAAUAUAAAAUCUUCCCG